UUAAGUACCAUAUACUGUUUAUAAGCCAUAGUUUCAUGUUCUUUUAUUGGUAGUUGUCAGGUUAACAUGGUUUUUGCUGGAGUUGACUUCAUAAGCUUGUUGAAUGUGAAUACAAAUAAUGUUUUUUUUUUUUUUUUUUUCAAAAUUAUAUUUGUUUUUAAUGUUAAAAUCCCAGAGGACCUAAAUAAAUGUUUUGCAUUGGGAACCUAACUCUAUAUAUAAUCUCUGGACUUCCAGUUUCCAUCUUGAGAGUUCAAGUUACCUAAGUCUAGUAUCUCUGAAACUCUAGUCUCUCCAUUAGAAACAAACUGAUAAAGUGUUUCUUUUUCCUUUUAGACAUUAUCUCGAAGAGUGUAGGAUAACGAUGGCAAUUCCGGGCAGUGAAGGGUCAGAUCUUCCAGUCAGAUCGAACGAGAUGAAGAAUGGGGUUCAUCCAAGGUGUCGUUCCAAAGAUUUGUCGAGGAACAACUCGUUUGAAGUCUACUAUGGAGGUGCACCAGUUGGCGUUCCUUUCAGGUGGGAAUCUUGCCCGGGGACCCCGAGAAUCAAGUCUAGGGAAUCUCGGCUUCCUCCCCUCACGCCCCCACCUUCGUUCAUGUCAAGUCCUGCGAGGAAAGACGGUGCGAAAAAGCAAAGAAAGGUUAACCUUUUACACAGCCUUCUCCCCAAACUCACCGUCAAGAAAAGCCAUCUGCAGCUCCAGUCACCGCCAGCUUCAUCAUCAUCGCCAUCGUCUUCCUCAUCAUCAUCAUCGUCUCCCUGGUCUCGUUCAUCACAUUCUGCUAGAUUUCCCAACACGAGGCCAUCACCCGAUGAUGAUGAUGAUGGUAACUAUGAAUCGUCUGUUUCAAGUCCAUGUUUUUGCAUUGGUCGAACUCCAAAAGCUAGAUCCCGCGGAUUGUCAUCAAAUAUGCUCAAGCUUUUGUUCAGAGAAUUUGCAUGAAUUUACAUGGUGCCACCAUGUUUACUCGAUCUCUUAGUCUUAAUUUUGCCAACAUCUGUAUGAUCAUGAAACAUAGAAAAAAAUUUGCAGUAUAAUUACAGCCCCCUGGUUGCUCAAUUUCCAGUUUCAUGUUGUAAUAACUCAUAGUUGUAUUUCAUAAAUAAUAGAAGAAAAAACCAUUGUUACAUCAAAUA
Molecule: messenger RNA, 1137 nt
Organism: Ipomoea nil (Japanese morning glory)
Lineage: Eukaryota; Viridiplantae; Streptophyta; Magnoliopsida; Solanales; Convolvulaceae
Product: putative protein TPRXL
Exons: 2
Coding region: 365-943 (192 amino acids)
Source: RefSeq, a predicted model, not a curated record